AUGGCAGGAGGGGUGGUCCUGGUGCAAGGAGCCAGCCGAGGGCUCGGCCUGCACUUCUGCAAACACAUUUUAUCCGCACGGAAAGAGGCGAGAGUGAUCGCUACCUGCAGGAGCCCCGAAGCAGCCAGCGCCUUACACGCGCUGCAAAGGCUGUAUCCCCAGAACCUCACUGUGCUGCGGCUGGAUGCCACUCGGGAGGCAGAGAUCCGAGAGGCAGCGGAAGCAGUGGCGAAGGAGCAUGGCCGGCUGGAUCUACUCAUCAACUCUGGGGCAAUGUUGCACCCCAGCGGCAGAGGAGAGAAGAGCUUGCAGGAGGUCUCAGCAGAGGGUCUUUCCAUAACAUUGGCAACAAAUACCAUAGGGCCCCUAGUGAUGGCUAAAUAUUUUGCCCCUCUGUUGCGGAAAGGAACUGGAGCAUUUGGACAUCAGUUUGCUGACCAGGCCAAACAGCAUAGGGCCAUACUGGUGAACCUGACAGCUAAAGUAGGCUCCAUAGGAGACAAUGCUUUAGGUGGAUGGUAUAGCUACAGGAUGUCUAAAGCAGCUUUGAACAUGGCUACCAAGAAUCUCAGCAUUGAACUUGGAAGAGGGAAAACUAAAGUGGUGUGUGUUUCUUUGCAUCCAGGAACUGUGAAUACCGACCUAUCAAAGCCUUAUCACAGGAAUGUUCCCAAGGACAAACUGUUCACCCCAGAAUAUUCGGUUAAUUGUCUAAUGAAUAUUAUUGAGAACCUUGAUAUGGGGAAAACAGGAAGGUUCUUUGCUUGGGAUGGAUCUGCACUACCUUGGUAAAGACUUGUUUUAAUGGAGGUGCUCCGGUACUGUGGAGAUGAGAGCAAUAUAAAUACCUAGCUAGAUUAAUGCUUUAGUAAACCUUUUGUUGUGGCAUAUUAUGGGGGCAUCCAAAAGAUAUUAGAUUUUAAUCCCAGUUCUGUCACUGACUUGCUGUAUGACUUUGAGCAAAUCACUUUAACUUCUCCGUGCCUCUAAUUCACUAUGUGGUAAAUGGGGAUAAUACUUACCAAUCUCAGGGCUCUUGAGGCUAAAUUUGUUAAUGUUUUUAAAAGGUUUUGAGAGUCCCUAAGAAAAGUGCAAUAAAGUAUAGAGUAUAGUUAUGAUUUUAUUAAUGAUAAUAAAGCAUACUGCUAAUGA
This is a messenger RNA of Malaclemys terrapin pileata, 1152 nucleotides long. RefSeq names its product C-factor-like. The record is from RefSeq and is a predicted model, not a curated record. The transcript is spliced from 3 exons. The coding region runs from base 1 to 792 and encodes 263 amino acids. NCBI's taxonomy places the organism in Eukaryota, Metazoa, Chordata, Testudines, Emydidae.